CGGAACGGCAAUUCGAUCCCACCUAGCCAGGAUAUACUGUGGGAGCAAGACGAAAUAGCAAACAGGCGCUCAAUCACUACCUUGCUUUUGUAUCGCCCAAUAUGUCGCAGCGCAAACCAGGCAAUCUCAAGGUGUAACAAAGCUACGAAACUAUAUGUCCUAUUUCCCGUGUACUUACUGUGUACUGUGGUUGCUCCUCAUGGUAACAGGCUAUCGGUCAAAGCCGUUACGUAUUAUUCAGUCUCAUUGUCUUGAUCCAGCUCGAAAAACCCGAAUUCGUCGAAUUUUUAACGUUUCAAAUAUUCUUAAUUUACUGUACUCCCCUCCGAUAAGAAGACUCUUUCACUGGGAUAAAUCAAAGCCAAUGUAUGGUGGCUACCGUCAGGAGUGCUAUUGCGCGAUUCACGCCAGCGUCUGCGUGCUCUUAUCCACAGGCUAUUCCUUGUGCUUGAAUACUUCUUUACCAUAUGUAUACGAAUGCCGGCCUGUCUUAGCGACUGUGCCGUGCCUGUUCUUAUUAUCCGCUUCCGUUGGACUUGCUGCCAAUGGCAGAAUAUGGCGUAUCAGGGACAAUUUGCUGGAUAUCCAGCUAUCAAAUGCUCCUUAGCUCUACUUAAGUGUCUCUGCAUCUCAGUUGUCCUACUAUCCCUCCCACCAGUUAUCUACACCUCUCUUAAUCCACCAUGACCCUAAUCCAGGACGGCGCGACCGUUAC
Messenger RNA from Fomitiporia mediterranea MF3/22, 715 nucleotides. RefSeq lists its product as uncharacterized. The coding region runs from base 155 to 607 and encodes 150 amino acids. The transcript has a single exon. Lineage: Eukaryota; Fungi; Basidiomycota; Agaricomycetes; Hymenochaetales; Hymenochaetaceae. The record is from RefSeq and is a predicted model, not a curated record.